CCAUAUCCCCCUCUUUCUGGUCGACUCCCUCUGUGUGGCAGUGCAACACUCAGUGAGCUCUGAUGGCAGUGUCAGACAGGUUGAGCGCUGCUGAGAGUGCUGUGAGGCUGAAGAUCACCUGGUUGUGAAAUCUGGAACAAGAGAGGACAAAAAAAGGAGUAGCAGCAUCUGUGGAGUGCCAGGGUCUCUCUCUCUCCCCACCCACCUCUCUCUCUCUCUCUCUCUCUCUCUCUCUCUCUCUCUCUCUCUCUCUCUCUCUCUCACUCACAUACAUACCACACACACAGACACUCUCUCCUUGCCUCUCCCUUCUUCCCUCUCUGUCUGUCGCCUCCACUCUCCGAUGCUGUUGUGGUGAACAGCAGGGCACUCUCCGCUGAGCUGCAUGGAGGCACAGGGAGGGGCAGGGAGCCCAGAACCCAAUAAAGACAUUCAGAAGCUGCUGAAGCCCUCCAGCUCAGGGGAUUUAUCCAAGGAGCUGUUCCACCACCCAGUUGGGGAGGAGGAGGGCGGCCUGUCAGGGCACACUACUGGCCUGCUGCACGUCACUGAGAGGAGACGUGAGUACCGGGAGCCCCUGAGUAGCGUGUCUUCUUUGGAGGUGCACUUUGACCUUCUGGAUCUCACAGAGUUGACUGACAUGUCUGACCAAGAACUGGCUGAAGUUUUUGCUGACUCUGAUGAGGAGAACCACAACGAGUCCCCAGCAGGUCCCCACCAGCCUGUGCUGCCCAGAGGCGGGUACAUGCGCUCACCCUCAUGGACACGCUGCAGCAAGGCUGAGCCGCCGCGAGAGAGAAAACACCACAGCGACUCAGACACCACAGAGCCCUUAAUGAAGCUAGAGAGGCCUAAGCAGCCAUGAUGUCCGAUGUGAAACACCCAGGCCGUACACUGAGAGGAAACCCAGAGCAGACACAGCCAGGGUGGGAACAGAGAGCGGACCAGGAAGCUCCCAUCUGCCACUGGGCACUCACACACGUAUCUUGGUGCUGAAUAUCCUCGUUCAGAUUGAAGUCUGGACGCUGUGCUCUGCACUGUAACUAAAGAUGUUGAGAUGUGCAAUACAUAUACUCUCCUAGUUUCCCCCUCCCUCGCCCCUACCCCCACCAACAACAAACACACAGACACAUACACACAUAAUCAUUGUUCUUCAUGCAAGGGGUUAUUACUGUGCUCUGGGCUGCCAGAAAUUUUAAGCUUUGAAUUUGGAUGACAAACAGGGUAUGUGGCCAGCAGAACAAUGGCACCUCCAUCCUUUCAGCCUCAGAUACAGCCUGGAGGGUAAGACCGACGGUGACUUCCCAUGUGAUGGCCAGGCACUGGAAUUCACACUGAAUUCACUGAGUAUGAGCUGAAACAUCAGGCAAUAGUGUGUCACUUAAAAUUAAUAAUUAGAUCAAGCUGAGACCAUUACAGUAUGUGUUGCCUGAAAAUGUGACUGGAGUAUUUUAUUUUAUUUUUUGUGAAUGACACUAUAAGGUAUUUUGAGUAGUGGCAUUGGGUUUCAGUGAAGCCAGUCUCUAAGUUUAUAUUUCUUCCAUCACACUUCCUCCAUCCUUAUGACAAAAUGUGUGAUGUUUUUGGAAUUGCCUGGAAAAAGUUUGCACUUCUCUUGCUGAAUUUAAUUUACAGUACCCUCCAGAAUUAUUGGCACGUUUGGUACAGAUAACUCAAAAGGCUGUAAAAAUUUGUUGUUGUUUUUUUCCCCACUAAAUUUGUUUAAAAAGUGUUUUCCAUCUUAUUUUUCAUUUUGAAAAUGAUGGGUGCCACAACUGCUGGUAAACUAAUUAAAGUCAUCCAAAGGAACAGACUGGUGGUGAAAUUAAACUGAUCCAGUAUAUACAGAAGAUGAGCAAUACUUGAAGCUUGAACUGAAAUGUGAACAGCAAUAUAGUUAGGUGGAGUUCAAUGUUUUGCAUGAAUGCCAAAAUACAUUAAAGUGCCAACAAUUUUGUAAUCAGCUUUUACAAAAUGAAUUUAACCAUAGACAAAAUGAAAUGAUGCAAAUUUUCUUAUUUUUCUAAGCAGUUUAUAGCUGAUUGCUUGUUUUAUUUUUUCUCACUGUUAAGCUUGUCUUUACCAACAGUGCCAAUAAUUCUGAAUACUGUGGAUGAACACUAUGGAUCAAAACUGACACUGGGAUGGUAGAAGAAUAAACAAUGUCUUGAGAGAAAA
Molecule: messenger RNA, 2178 nt
Organism: Myripristis murdjan (pinecone soldierfish)
Lineage: Eukaryota; Metazoa; Chordata; Actinopteri; Holocentriformes; Holocentridae
Gene: dbndd1
Product: dysbindin domain containing 1
Exons: 4
Coding region: 386-865 (159 amino acids)
Biological process (GO): negative regulation of protein kinase activity
Cellular component (GO): cytoplasm
Source: RefSeq, a predicted model, not a curated record